Messenger RNA from Pogona vitticeps (central bearded dragon), 2703 nucleotides. It is a transcript of the gene TCN2, whose product is annotated as transcobalamin 2. Gene Ontology annotation, molecular function: cobalamin binding. NCBI's taxonomy places the organism in Eukaryota, Metazoa, Chordata, Lepidosauria, Squamata, Agamidae. Gene Ontology annotation, biological process: cobalamin transport. The record is from RefSeq and is a predicted model, not a curated record.
UGAUGAAAGUGCAGCAGCAUACCCGUGACGUGCAGGGGUCAGAAGGAGAUCAGGGUCUCCACUGAGCCAUGACCCUUGGGCUGGGUACUCACGUCCCGCUUGAGUACUACCCCACAGGGUUGCUGUGAGGAUCAGAAGGAGGGGAGGAGACAGGUAUGCAUUCGUUGGAAGAAUUCACAGAAGAAUUCACUCGUCACACCGUUCGUCAGCUUAAGAGGCUCCUUCAUGCAAGACAUGAUGGCGACGCUCGUUGACAAGACUCCUGGCUAGCCUCUCCCCUUAAAAACACCCUCCAAACAGCUGACAUCAGCUGCUGGAAGGGAUGUCACGUGGCAACAAGUAAACAAGAGCACAAGGAGACCCCUCCCUCCUUUCCUGCUCUAGUUUCUGUGAAGGAAGGGAAAGAAAGUUGGUUUUGGACCUUGACUUCCUUGCUGGCUCGUGUGGGGCAAAGGCGUGGAACCGAAGCAACGCCCAAGAGAGCUGCCGACAUGGAGCCCAGGUGGGCCCGCUUCGUCCCCCUCCUCUAUAUUCUGUUCUCCUCAGUUCAGUCGUGUGAAAUCCCCAACGGGAAAGUGAAGCCCAUCAACUCUUUGAACACGGAGCUCUUGCAGUUAGCUGGAGAUGUUUCCCAAGAGCCCAGCCCAAGCCUCUACCUGGGCCUCCGUCUUUCCGACGAGCACAGCCUGGAGAAGGAGAAGCAGUACCUACAGCGGCUCAAGGAGGCCUUUCAGCCCAACAUCAGCAGAACGUCUGCUGCCGUCCACUACCAAGAGCAGCCGGGCACCGGUCUGCUGGCCCUCUACCUCCUGGCCCUGCGAGCCGCCUGCCACAGCAUGGAGACGCCGGAGGGGAACUGGCUGAUCACCCAGCUGAAGCUGCAUUUGCACAAGGAGAAAGAGCGGAUAGGCCACAGAGGCGACGGCGACCCCAUCACCAACUACUACCAGUACAGCCUGGGAAUCUUGGCCUUGUGCGUCCACAAGAAGAAGAUUGAUGAGCACGUGAUACACAAACUCUCGCACGCCGAGGAGCAUGGCAGGUUUCAGCACAACGGCGAUGUCUCUGUGGACACAGAGGCAAUGGCUGGCCUGGCCUUUGUCUGCCUGCAAGAGGCCCCCUUCUACACCCCUGAGCUCAAGGGGAAACUGGACCGCUCUCUCCAGAGGGUGAAGGAGAAGAUCCUGCAGGCUCAAACCUCAGAAGGAGCUUUUGGGAACAUCUACAGCAGCCCCUUGGCUGUCCAGUUUCUCAUUGCUGCGAGGAUGCGUCAGAAGAAACCGGAAUGCCCGGUGGCCAUGGCGGCCCUCUUUCGGAGCUUGGAGCAGGGAGAUUUCCGAAACAGCCUCAUCAAGUCGCAGCUGCUGCCCGUGCUUUAUGGCAAGAGCUACCUGGACAUCACCCGCCAGGAGUGCCGGGCGGAGAGAGGCGGUCCAGAAGAGAGUCUGGUCCUCGCCGCUCCAACUUCUGCCUCUAGGAAGACUAACCUGGGAGAAAAAAGAAUCGGGGUGCAGUUGGUGGUGAAGCGCCCUCCACGCCGGCUGCCUUUGUACAAGCACAUCCUUUCUGUCCCCACGGGCUCGUCCCUGCUGGAGGUCCUGGAGGCGGCCAAGGGGCAGAGCCAUGUGCCAUUCAUGUUUGAGACCCAGAGCACUCUGUCUGGCCCGAUGCUCACUAGCGUGAUGGGGGUAAAAGCUCAGGAAGGAGAGCGCAAGUACUGGAAGAUUAUCCGGGCUCCAAAUUUCAUCCUGGAUGAAGGCAUUGCUGACUAUAUCCCCAAACACAAAGAAACCAUCAUCUUAAGAUUCAUGCCGUGGUAAAGACUGUGCUCCCCUGCCGCCAUGGGAGUGCCAGGUCUCCAACGAAAGCAGGAAUAUGUACUGUGUCAAUAUCACACUGGAACCUCUUCCUCUUUUCCCUAACAGUGCUCUGGUGAAAGACAGUCCAUAAUCAGCCCCCCCCACAAGGAAACCCCAAAGUGCAGGCAGCUGGAUUGAUCUGUCUCCACCAAUGAGGAGCGGGCCUUUUGUACAGUUAAUGGCUCUGAAGGGUGCAUCCAGAGGCCAACCUGCCUCGAAUCCUCUGCUUUUCCUCCUGGCUGGCUUGCAGCCGUUCUUUCUCAGCCAAGCACACAAGGGGACGGGAAGGGACGUCAUAGCUGCCUCCGCUCAUCAGAAAGUCCUAAGCCUUUGACCUCGGGAGCCCUGGAUCCACCAGGCCUCUGUUGUUCCUUAAACGAAGAAUGGGAAGCUUAAGCCUUUCAGAAGCCUUGUUCGCUGCCAGAAGAAAGAAAGAAUGGUCUCACCAAAGAAUCCUUUUUCUCUGGAUGCUAAUGAAACUGAGGACAUCUGCCUGCCUGGCGCGGGACAGGAGACGGGAAAUGAAUGCCGAUGUACCUGUUGGAUCAUGCUGGUGUAAGGUGGUCGCACCCAGCCCGUGUCAGGCCACCUGUGCAGCUGGGAUCCCUUGCCAAGGUGCGGGCGCGGGCGAGGUGGGACAGCCUCCUGGGGCCGCCUCUCGAGUUCCACGGUGCCUCUCGGAUCGUUCCCUGUCCAGGACGGGUCUCCUGAGCGCCAUUCCCCGGUGCCAAAAGAAAAGAACCAUGAAUUGCGAUCCUGAAUGGUAGACUGUAAAAUCGCAGCGCCAGCCGUCAUGCAGAUGGUGAGGUUUUGAAACCGAGCAAUAAACACGGAGAUCUCUUUC